Molecule: messenger RNA, 1737 nt
Organism: Wyeomyia smithii (pitcher-plant mosquito)
Lineage: Eukaryota; Metazoa; Arthropoda; Insecta; Diptera; Culicidae
Product: alpha-amylase-like
Exons: 2
Coding region: 93-1604 (503 amino acids)
Biological process (GO): carbohydrate metabolic process
Molecular function (GO): cation binding; alpha-amylase activity
Source: RefSeq, a predicted model, not a curated record
UCAUUCAUCGAAUAAGAACCGAACUCUGUCCGGCGAGAAUAGAAUAAAAACAAACCUUUCCCCACGAAGAAGUGUGUAGAACGGCACGGCAGAUGGACGCGACUUUAUUAGACCGGUUGAUGUUUACCCUUUGUUUGGUGAUUGGAUUCGCCACAAUUGUCCGCGGACAAUACGAAACAAACCAAUGGCCAAAUCGGAGCACCAUAGUGCACCUUUUCGAGUGGAAGUGGAAUGACGUGGCGGAUGAGUGUGAACGAUUCCUGGCACCUAAAGGAUACGCAGGUGUUCAGGUGUCACCACCGACCGAGAACGCGAUAGUGUACGAACCGAAACGUCCCUGGUGGGAACGGUAUCAACCCAUUUCGUAUAAUCUGGUUACUCGGUCAGGCACCGAACAGCAGUUUGCCGAUAUGGUUCGACGGUGUAACAAGGUUGGAGUUCGCAUCUAUGUGGAUUUGGUUAUAAACCAUAUGGCGGGAGCUACGGCAAACGGAGGAACUGGUGGUUCGCGAGGUAAUGCAGCGAAGAUGGAGUUCCCAGCUAUUCCUUACGGGAGAAAUGAUUUUCACGAUCCAUGCUCGAUUAAAGACUAUAGUAAUGCUUGGGAGGUACGAAACUGCCAACUUGUUGGUUUACCGGAUCUCAAUCAGCGCUCACAAUGGACUCGUGAUAGGAUAGUUGAUUUGAUGAAUAAGUUUAUAAAUCUCGGGGUUGCUGGAUUCCGGGUGGAUGCAGCAAAACACAUGUGGCCUGAGGAUCUUCGGGCUAUCUAUGCACGUGUUGAAAAUCUAAAUGCUUCACAUGGCUUUAAAGAGGGUACCCGCCCUUUUAUAGCUCAAGAAGUCAUUGAUUUGGGAGGAGAAGGUAUUAGUAAAAAUGAAUAUACCGAUUUGGGGACUGUAACAGAAUUUCGAUUCUCCGCUGAAAUCGGACGCGCUUUUCGCGGUGGAAACCUUUUGAAGUGGUUGAAAAGUUGGGGUCCGGAAUGGGGAUUUUUGCCAUCCGAUCGUGCGCUGGUGUUCGUUGACAACCACGACAAUCAACGUGGACAUGGCGCUGGUGGAGCCGAUAUACUCACGUACAAGCAACCCAAAGGCUAUAAAAUGGCAUCGGCAUUUAUGCUAGCGCAUCCAUACGGAAAUACGCGAGUUAUGAGCUCAUUUGCCUUUGAUGGUUCGGAUCAGGGACCGCCUCAAGAUGCCGCUGGGAAUCUCAUCUCGCCGAGCAUUAGACCUGAUGGUAGUUGUGGAAAUGGAUGGAUUUGUGAACAUCGAUGGCGACAAAUUUACAACAUGGUUGGUUUUCGAAACGUCGUGGCAACAACAAAACUGUCUGGUUGGUGGGACAAUGGUAAUCAGCAGAUUGCCUUCUGCAGAGAGAGGAAAGGAUUUGUGGCGUUCAAUCUGGAUAGUGUUGAGCUGAAUAAGGAUUUGCAAACUUGUUUACCCGCUGGGACUUACUGUGACGUAAUAUCGGGCAAUUUGAAUCGAGGAACCUGCACCGGUAAGCAAAUCAUCGUUCAACCGAACGGUUUUGCUAAGGUGAUUAUCCCGGCUGAUGCUGAAGAUGGGAUCAUCGCCAUUCAUAUUGCUGCCAAGCUAUGACACCGGACAGUUCCCUGUUACUUUUACCGCGCUCAGUAUGGUUCUUUCUUGUGUGCGAGUUGUCUUGAGCUAUUCAAUCAAUUGAAUAAAACCGACAUUACCGGAUGAACGUUUACUAGUUUCCCACAUUCGA